AUAACAGUGUUGGCAUUAGUGAGCAAUGUAAUAAAAGUGAUCAACAAUCUCGGGAUUUGCAGAAACAACACAAUGCAGUUCAUCAAUAAAAGUUUUAUUUUAAUUGAAUGAGGCAGACAUAACGAUUUCAAUUAAUUUCUGACUAUAAUAAAGUUAUGGUGAAUGUGAAUUUAGUGUUGUUGAAGGCUCAUAAGAGCUUUUCCGUGUAAAACUGAUGCUAAUUUGACGUAAUUUGUGAUGAUGCCCACAUUGCCUAGCUUUAUCACAGUUCCUGAUUUUGUUCAAGAGACCCGAGAUGACUAUAAUUCACCCAUUACCUCUACUUUCGUGUCCAAAAUGCAGCAAUGUAGGAACACCAUUACAACAUUGGAAGAGACCUUGGAUUACGAUCGAGAUGGGUUGAUUAAAAUGAAAAAGGCCAUAAAGGCCAUACACACUUCAGGAAAUUGUCACGUGGAUAACGAAUCUUAUUUAGUGAAAGCCUUGGAAAAAAUUGGACAAAACGCCACUUUGAAAGAGCACGAAGAAAUAAUAGGGAACGCUUUCCUGAAAUUCGCCGUAGUGACACAAGAACUUUCAGCUUUGAUGAAGACCCUCAUGCAAAAUUUAAACAACAUCGUUAUGUUUCCUUUAGACAGUCUACUAAAAGGCGAUCUGAGGGGAGUAAAAGGAGACUUGAAAAGACCUUUUGAUAAAGCUUGGAAAGAUUAUGAAAAUAAAUAUGCGAAACUUGAAAAGGAAAAGAAACAGCAAGCCAAAGAUGCAGGGCUAAUUAGAUCAGAAGUUACGGCUCCGGAAAUAGCCGACGAAAUGGAAAAGGAAAGGCGUUUAUUUCAAUUACAAAUGUGCGAAUAUUUGAUAAAGUAUAAUGAAAUAAAAACGAAGAAGGGUAUUGAUCUUCUUCAAAGUCUUGUGGAAUAUUACCAUGCUCAAACAAACUAUUUUCAAGAUGGACUGAAGACAAUAGAACAUUUUGGUAAUUACGUAGCAGAUUUAAGCAUUAGGUUACAAAAAAUAAGACAGGCUCAAGACGAAGAAAAAAGAAAAUUAUGUGAUUUAAGAAAUUUAAUAAAGUCAACUCCUAGUAUCGAAAAAGAAGUAACAGUUGGCUCCCAAGUCGAUAAAGGUGCUGCAGGGUAUUCCUUACAUCAACUUCAAGGUGAUAAACACCACGGAGUAACAAGAACAGGAUAUCUGUUAAAAAAAUCCGAAGGAAAAAUGAGGAGAGUCUGGCAGAAAAGGAAAUGCAGGGUACAAGCUGAAGGCUAUUUAGAAAUUUGUCAUGCAGAUGAAAGUAAACCUCCAACUAGAGUCAAUCUUCUGACUUGUCAGAUUAAAAUUGUCCCUGAUGACAAACGAUGCUUCGACUUGAUUUCUUAUAAUAGGACUUACCAUUUUCAAGCAGAGGAUGACUCUGAUCAAAGGGCAUGGAUGUCGGUAUUAGUAAACUGUAAAGAAAUGGCUCUGAUGAAAGCUUUUGAUGAUAGCUCUAAGACUGGUAGUGAUAAAGUUAAUCAUAGUUUUAUGGAGCUUCAACAGGCUAUUAUAAAAUAUAUCCAAAAAAUACCAGGAAAUGAUAGAUGUUGUGACUGCAACUCUCAAAAUGAUGCAACGUGGUUAUCAACAAAUUUUGGAAUAAUAGUGUGUAUUGAAUGUUCCGGUAUCCACAGAGAUUUGGGAGUUCAUAUUAGUAGAAUACAAUCAUUAACUUUAGAUAAUGUUGGUACUAGUCAGUUAGUCCUUGCCAGAUUCAUGACAAAUAAUCUUUUUAACGAUAUUAUGGAGGAGCAACUAUCGCCUAAUGAAAAAUUGGAACCAUCGAGUUCGAUGGAGGAAAGACUUAAUUUUAUUAGAGCUAAAUAUGUCGAAAAAAGAUUCGCUAUAAAGCAUUGCGAAUCUGAAAGGGAGAAAUUGUUUGAACUGGAAGAAGCUGUUAAUAGAGGUGAUUUACAGCGGCUACUACAAGCUUUUGCUGAAAAUGUUGAUUUCGGAGCGCCACUACCAACUUCAAAAAUUGGUGAAACAGCUUUACAUCGAGCAAUAUUGAAUGAAUCGGGUCGUACUCUUCACAUAGUAGAUUUCCUCAUCCAGAACAUGUCCAAUUCCUGUAUUGAUAAGGUUACAAACCCUCCAGUUAUACCAGAAAUGAGUGGUUCGAAUACUGCAUUACAUCUUUGCGCUUUGCACGACAAAGUUGAAUGCAUGAAAUUAUUGUUACGAAGUGGUGCUGAUACUUCACUUAAAAAUUCCCAUAAUAAAACUGCAAUGGACAUUGCUCAAGAAAUGGGAAACAACACAUGUCAAGAAUUGUUGCAAAAUGCUGCCAACAGGUUGAAAAAUUAUUUUGAUAAUAUCAAUAUUGAUUGGAACUUACUUCAUGAUGAUGGAUCUACUGAUUUUUCGGAUGAUGAAACUAUAAUUGAGGAUAGGAAUGGAUCCUUGACUCCAGAGAAGAAAAACCGUUCCAGGCCUCCCAGUUAUACAGGUGGGGAUUCUCCUAUAAUUUUACGUUCACGAUCAUCCACUUGUGAUAAUUUACAACUAGGAUCUAAUUCUAAUACUAUUAAUAGACAAAUGCCUCAUCCCUCCUCUACACAUUCUAAAAAAACAGCAGCUAUGGUGCAUAAUAGUUUGAAGAAAAGAGCAGCACCUCUACCACCACCGAACAGUUCAGUCCAGUAUGGUACAUUACCCAGUAGCCACAGUAGAACGCCCUCAGAUCCAAUAGCUCCUGGUUACCAUACACUAAGUCAUACUCACAAACGAUCACCUAGUAGUGAUAGCAGUUCCGGUAGAUCUGUGAUACCCAUAGUAAACAAACUAGUCAUGGCAGAUUGUAAAAAUUCUGAUAAAUUUGGUUCGGUACGAAGACCACAAAACCCUCCUCCGCCUGCACCUUAUCCCUCUUCAAGUAGAUUAUCAAAUGGAAGAUCUACUGAAAGUAUAUCUUCGAUGGUGUCAGAUAUUGAUGUUUCUUCUAUGAUGCAUAACCCUAUACCACCACCAAGAAGAAAACGCAAGUGUCGUGUGGAUAGUGUUACUGAAGAUAACGAUGUAUCUAGUCUGGCUUCCGAUUCACCUCCACAUAGAAUAUCGUCUAGUCCAAUAUCCACGAGUUCGUUGUGCUCCCCCCGAUCUAUACCAAGCGGUAGACUAUCGUAUGCAUCAAAUGGUAAUAGUGGAUUGCGUAGAUGUAAGGCCCUAUACGACUGCGCAGCCGAUAACGACGACGAACUUUCUUUCCAAGAAGGAGAAAUCAUCAUAGUCAUCAACGAACACACAGAUGAUGACAAUUGGAUGGAAGGAAUGGUGGAGAACGAGCCAGACAGAACGGGGAUGUUUCCCAUUAGUUUUGUCCAUAUGCUGCCAGACUAAUAAAUCUAUAUAAUCGAUAUUAAAAAAAAAGUAUUUAAUAUAUUUUUCAUGCAAAAGCUCUAAAGCGAGAGGAAUAUUAAAAAAAAAUAAAUAUGUUUGUCGUUUUUGGAAAGUAUUUUCCCUAAAAUGUUGAAGAAUGUUUAGUUUAACAAAGAAAGUUGAUUGUUUAGAAUAGGGGAAACUUUGACAAAUGUGGCAUUUGAUUGCGAUAAGCGAAGACACAGAACACCAUUCACAAAUUUAACCAAGUAUUGUUUAUUUAUUGUAAGUCUUAACGUUUUUCGAUCAUACAAAAAAUGUAAUAGAAUUUUUUUAAAAAUGGUUUUAUUUGUUAUAAAUACGUCUACUGAUUGAUUUGAUUUUUACUUUCUGUGUGCCACCAGGUUAGUGAAAAUAAAUGUUCUACUACAUAUUUUUUCAUCUUUACCAACUUUGAUUUAACCCGUAACUGGUGAGGUGAUUUUUUUAUUACGUCAAAUGGUGAGGUAGAACUUGGCAAACCCCGAAUAUAAAUGGCUCUUAUUCUUUAAAAAAUAAGAAAGACGUAUCUGGCAUCUGUUUUUUUUUGAUGAUUUUAUUCAUUAAAUUUAUUGAAUAUAUUCAAAAUUACCAUUAAAAAUAAAAACUAUGCGAUAAUAAGGAUUCAUUUUUCAACAUUGAAAAAUAUACAUUAAAAACAGUAUCUAACAAAAGCUCUAUUGCAGAAUUAGUCUCAUGCUCACAUUGUGUAUCAUCUAUAACAAUGCCACUAUUGGCGCCGCUUUUAUUUACGUGCCAUUUUUAAAAACGAGGUCAUCUGUCUUUAUUUAACGAGCCGAAGAUGUCGAAGCUAUAGUCCAAACAAAAAAACAAAGUCGAUAAAAAAAUCAUUGAGGUGGAGUUCACCAAACCAAAAAAAUCAUUAUUACCGCUAGAAUACCAACAAGGAACUGUUAUUCAGAAAGUUGCAGGUGUCUUUUUAUUUGGUGAGGUUUGGGAAACCCCCCACCUCACCAGUUCCGGGUUGAAGCUAGAGUGUCUUCAAUAAAUUUAUUAAAAAUAUAUUAUAAAAGAUAAUAUUCUCCAUGUAUGGAUUUACUGAAUGUAAAGCAUUUUUAAAAUAUGAAAUGCCUAAAUCCAUUUACCAAAUGAUACCAAGAAAUAAUAUUGUAUACUUUAUUUAAUUUUAUUUGUAAAUAUUUGUAUAUUUCUUUAUUAUUAUGUACAAGGUGGAGGUAGGAAACCAAAACAUGUAAAAUUGAAAAAAAAAAUUUUCAGUGUACACGUUUUGUUUUUUAUGUACCUCUCAUAACCUUCACAUUGAUUACCAUGCGCCAUACAUUUCAUAUUAUACAGGGAGAGGAUGAAAAUUAAUUAUCGCGAUUUUUUUUUAAAUGGAACAUGGAUAUUUGCUUGAGUUACUUUCGUAAACCACCAUGUGAGUAUAGUUUAUUUAGUUUAAAUUUGGUCUGCCAUAAUUUAAUAUUUUACCUAGUUAUUGUUUUAUAUUUUGUAUAUAUUAUUUUUUCUAAAUUAUUGAGACAACUUUGAUCCCUUCACUAUUUUUUCCCAAAUUGAACUGUUUUUAUGUAACAGCAUGUUUGUGUAAUUGUAUAGUUGUGUAGAAAUUAUUUUUCCUAAAAGUGUGUUAAAUGUUAUAGAAACCAAAGAAAUCUAUUGAUAUAUAAAAAAAUCCAGUGUAAAUACUGUUUCUUUAACCUGAUAGCUAUUUUUGAAAAUGAAAUAUGUGAAAUAUUUUUCUAAUGACAUCCCUAUUUUGGUUCAAAUAUAUAUAUAUAAAAGGCUGAUUAAUGCAUUUUUGGCUGUUCUUAAUCAAGGAAUGCUGUUUUAAUGAGUUGAUUUUUUUAUUAAAAAUUUAUCAUUUAUUAACAUUUUUUGUUUGUAGUUAUCUUAAUCUUAAUUAAUUUGAAAUUUAUAUUUUAUCAAUGGCCUGGAUAUCUUUAUCUGAGUAACCUGUUUCCAAAUAUUUGCCCUCCAAUCAUUUUAUUUCCACUUUCAUUAAAAUCUCUCUCGUUAUGUUCUUCUUUAUAUUGUGAACCAAUUAUUUACUAUCAUGAUUACACUAAUUUUCUCAUAAUUACAAUAUCUAGUCCUUCGAGCCGAAUUUGAACUUAUAGAAGGUCUUGGAGGAGCAGGCAGUGUAAUUGAGACUGCUUGUAGCAUAAGUAGUAAAAUACUACGAUCAAUAUGUUAUUUAUCAAGGGUCUGAAUAACUUUAUUUGAGAGUCCACCUGGCUGCUUCUAAAUAUUUGUACUCCAAUGAUUAUUUUUCCACUUUUAUGGAACUUUAUAUCAUUAUGUUCUUCUUUACAUUCUGAACACAUUAUUUACUAUUACUACUACACUUAUAUUCUCAAAGUUACAAUAUCUGGUCCUUCGAGCCGGAUUUGAACUUAUGUAAAGCUUCAUAGUAAAAAGUAGAUAGUUAGAAACAUUAUUAAUGAAUUUGGGAUACGUUAAUGAAUAGAUGGUGUAACUAUGAGUGUUGUAGUAGUAUGUACUGUGUUCAACUCAAUUUCAACUCUACUUUACUUUAAUAAAAAAAAUUUCAAUCAGUAGUUUGAAUAUUGAGGGCUAAAAAGUAACGAGACCCAUCUGUUGACGUUUUAAAAAUUUUGUUACUUUUUAUCGCAUUUUGUUUAACAUGUGAUAAGAAGAAGAAUCAGAUCACAUAAAGGCUCAAUAAAAUGGAAUAUAUAUAUAUAUAUAUAUAUAUAUAUAUAUAUAUAUAUAUAUAUAUAUAUACAUAUAUUUAUAUAUACAUAUAUUUAUAUAUACAUAUAUAAAUAUGAGUUCCAAUUAAUGGUAUUAGUUCAUUGUGAUUCAUAUUAUAACCAGGCUAGUUGGGCAAGGAAGUUUAUAGAUAAACUCCUGAUGUGUUUUAAUAUUAAUUCCACAGUAAUCGCAUGUUUUUAGCUGUUUCUUUUUAGUUUUGGGAAAAUUUUCCAGUAUUUUCUAAUUCCUCCGAGCUUUUAGAUUUAAUUUUGUCAAAAAGAUAUAUAUAAAAAUCUAUAGAUUAGUUUCACUUAUCGCUUUCAAGUUUGAAGUUUUAUAGUUGAUUGUUAAUAUUGUUUUUCCAUAUGUUAUAAAUAGUGAGAAUAUUAUUUUCCAACACCACCUUAGUAGAAAAACUCCCUAGAUACAUACCAUUAAUGGGGAUAAACACACAUUCCCAAAAAAUACCUCUAUCAUCCUUGACACAAAUAUUUCAUUCUAGAUUCCAACCAGUUUGUUGUUUAUCUGUAAAAUUAUAAGGUUUCACUUUACAGUGUUGCCUAUGUAUCUAUCUAACUGUUUUUGUUCAACGUUGUUAAAAGGAAUUCACAUUGGUCGUCUUUAUAAGACCUUCCUCAGAGAUGUUCAACAUACAGAGGGUUUACAGAAAUAUUAUGAGGCAUAUUCCUAAAGUAGCUCCGUUUUCAUGUAAAAAAAGAACCUGUACAUAUAUAGCCAAUAAAAUAUCUAACGAAAAAAAAUUCACAGCAGAAAAUUUUGUUCAAUAUUUAUGUACAAUUUUUAGGUAUUUAUUAAAACUUUAGACCCCCCAAUUACUUAUGUUUAUCAAUAUAACAUGGAAUCUCACGUUCUACGUGUAAUUAGAGUGGAAAAAUUUAGCAACAAAAUUUUUUUUUCGUCUAAUUUUUUGCCUUUUCUGAGAAAAUUUACCAUGGUGGUGGUAUGUUUUUACACUAUCGGGAAGUAGAGAUUUCAACUAUCAAAAAUCUCGCCGACUUUUUAAAAAAAGCUGAAAUUUGACGGGAGAAUUUUCGUUCGAAAAUUAAGGUGCUUUUUCGAUAGUAUGUCAAAUAACGUGAAAAAAUACUGAGUAAAUUACAGUGUAUAUGGGACAUAAAAAGGUAACUUUUCACAAAAUUUCGUGAAAAAAAAAUGUUUUUUGUAAAAGAUAAAAAUUACAAAAGAAAAACGGUUUCCUUAAUUUUUCACAUAAAUUUUUCAAUAGGUUUCAUCCUAUUUUUUAGUUUCAAAAAUUAUCGACAGAAAGGAGGGAAAUGGAUCUAGAAGCAUUUAUGGGGCGCAACCUCACAAGUGGUAUUUAGAUAUUUUAGCAUUAUUGAACCAUUCAGAUAUUUCGUUAAUAGAUGGUGUGUAUCUAGGGACUUUUGAUCCUAGAGUUUGAUAAAUAGAUCUGUUGUGAUCCGCUGUUAGUUUUCAAAAAACUUCUGAUGUACCUUUACUUCUAUAAUGUAAGUUUAUUAUUUGUAAUAUUUUGUGGAUAUUUUUGUUAAUAAUUCUCUUAUUGAAAAUAUAUAUUUUUAGCUGUUACUAACAUACCGUUCCUACACUUAUGACCUGAUUUUAAAAGUACUUUUAUUGUUAUUUUUUUAUUCACUGAAUUUCCACUUUAUUUAUUCUAGUUUUAAGUUCAUUGCAAUUAUUAACAUUAUAAUCGGCUGUCGAUUUUAUGCACAGCGUUUAAGAACAGCCACGGAUGAUUUAAAUCUGCGUUUUCAAAAGUCAACUUUUAAUAAUCGGCUGUUCCCAUUACCAAUUUUCAAGACUUAUAUAUUAAUUUAUUGAAUUCAUCUAUUUUUAAACCUAUUUAUUUUAUAUAUAUAUAUAUAUAUAUAUAUAUAUAUAUAUGAAAAAAUUUGUUCGCACUAAUUAUAAUUUGAAAAAAAAAUAAUAUAACGUACCAAAGCUUCGAUUUUUGCAUUUUUCACUGUAAAAUUAUUUGGAUUAACUACUACAAAAUUGGAUGAUGUAUUACUUAUAUUUAUAAUAUAUUAUAUUGUUUGGACAUUCGAGCCGGAUAGAAACUUACAGAAGACUCAAAGAACCAGUGAAUGUUUUGAGUAUGUUCAAUAUGAUCAUCACCAACUGUUUCAACUUAUGUAAAAUUCUGUCCCAAAUGUAUAUUUCUUAAUAACUUGUUACUUUUUCAUUUUAUUUCCUCAGAAACGAGACUGGAGCUUUUAUUUGUCAAGUAAUAUCAUUAAUAGCUUUAAUAACCUAACCUAAUAAACAGAUUUGUGUAUUUUUAUGCAUAUACGACUUUUUGGAAUUAAAAUUACAAAUAUAUUUCUACAUAAGACAUAUAGACACAUAAGAUAUAUAAACAUAAUGACAAUUUUAAUGUUUUUUCGAUCAAUCUUCAUGACAUAAACUGUUGUAAAAAAUGGUAAGGUUUUUAAGGUCCUGCAGGUCCCUGAGUUUUCUAGCUAUGAUAGGCACUACUACUACUACUGGCACUGCGGCCCUCAAAGAGCCUCGUCCAUCACAUUUCUCCAGUCAUUACGGUCAAACGUUCGGCGUCUCCAUCCCAACACAACUAGCUCCCGAAGAUCUUCUUCGACAUCUACAGCCAUCGUUUGCGCAGUUGCCGGUUCUCGGGCUUCGGCCGGUACGCUUUGCGCACCCCCCGCUCCUCAGGCAUACGCUCUAAGUGGCCUAGUUAUCUGAGCCUAUCCUUCACCGACUUUGAAAUAAUUUCUACUUGGGGGAAAAAUAGAAAAGAUGUUUCAUAUCAAACAAAUCAAAGUCUAAAUGAAUAAAUGCUCAAUUAACAAAAAAAAACGUCAAAAAUCGAUGGCGCGAACGUGUUAAUCCAAAUAAUUUCCACCUUCCUUUGCAGAAAUAUAGUAGACAGUUGUUGUAUUAACAAGAGUCAAAUAAAUGUUAUUAUUAUUCACCUGAUUUUAUUUGCAAUAAUUAGGCAAUCUAAGAAAAUAGCUGAUUUAUGUCAAAUUGGCUCGUGGGGUGAACAAUCGACUUCGUAGUAUGUACCCCUUUAGUUUUUCUCGUAGUGAGAGUUGUUUUUUUUUUGUUUCAUGGUGUUAAGAGGACUCCAUAGAUACUAUUUCAGUGAUAGAGAUAGAACUGCCGAGUAUUUUUUCAGUCAAGUAAUUCAUAAAAUUUAGAACAUUUGGUUUUUCUGAAGAUUGAUUUCCAUUGUUACAUUCAAGUGGGUACUUUUAAGGUUACAAAGUGAUGACUACGAAAAGUACCAGAGCAACCUUAAACCUUCAGGUGUCGUUAACCCCUUUUCAUUAAAUAAAAAAGGGUUUUAGUCGAAAAAAAAACAACUAAGCCACAUUUUCGGGGGAAAUAUCCCGCUUCUUCAGAUGCAUUCCACUAAGCGUUCAUAGCGCCUGAAAUACUCUUGGGCAUUCCACAUGAUCGUUGUGGUCGCGACUAGAACUUUACUCAUGACGUCAUGACGACCCUUGUCAAGAGGUGGGUCGAAGUGAGCGUUGAAGGAGUUUUCAAAACUUAGCAACGCAGAUUGCAAAAAUGAGAAUAUAUUUCAUUAUUUGAUGCGUUCUUUUGAACUAUUCUUGUGACGCACCACCAAAUAUUUUACUGUCGCCGCAAAAGUUAUUUUGAUUUUACUUUAAAUCUGUUAAGCACUCCAUUAAAAAAUUCAAUAACUUACAAAUUAUAACAUAAUUUCAAUCUUUCGUUUUAUUUUUUUCUGUUUUGUUAUUCGUCAAGAGUCAAAACACCUCGUAAUUCAUUCCACUUGGGUUUUCUACUAUAACGCUCUGGACUAAGUGGGACGGGAAAGAUCGUGGUCAUGAUUGGUGUGCUUAGAAGAAUGCACCUUUCAAGUACAAACUCUUUAUAAAUCCAACUUACGGCAAAAGCAUUUGUUUACCUCACGUCCGUUAUUUUUAAAUGAGCAUCAGCUGAUUUUGACCAUUUUUGAAUUAUUUUUUUUGAAAUCAUUUAAAAAUUUAAAUUUUCAUUUUGCAGUAUUAUCACUAGUAUCAGUGCACAAACAUGCUACUGGAAAAAUAUGGCUUUUGAUGUACGUAAAUUUUCUGUAAUUAUAGCCAGUUUACUGUAGAUAUUGUGAAGUAUUAAAACAGUUUAUUGAAUACUCAGUAAAUUUGAUUUUUCAAAA
Molecule: messenger RNA, 10240 nt
Organism: Diorhabda carinulata
Lineage: Eukaryota; Metazoa; Arthropoda; Insecta; Coleoptera; Chrysomelidae
Gene: Asap
Product: arfGAP with SH3 domain, ANK repeat and PH domain-containing protein
Exons: 16
Coding region: 238-3375 (1045 amino acids)
Biological process (GO): positive regulation of GTPase activity
Cellular component (GO): cytoplasm
Molecular function (GO): GTPase activator activity; protein binding
Source: RefSeq, a predicted model, not a curated record